CGGUGUCUGCUUGCGCUCUCCCAGAGGUCAUCCCCGGGUGAGCCGGUGCAGUCGAGGCUGGGGACGCCGGCGCGCAGGCCAUGGCCUCUCCUGGGCUGCCGCAGCCCCCGGCCGAGGUCUCGCCCUGGCCUCUGCGCCUGCUGCACGCGCCUCCCGGGCUGCUGCGGCUGGACUCCACCGGCGGCGCGCUGCUGCUGCUCGGCCUCGCGGCGCUCCUCGGCUGGAGCUGGCUGUGGCGGCACCGGGCGCGGGGCAUCCCCCCCGGACCCACGCCCUGGCCCGUGGUGGGCAAUUUCGGCUUCGUGCUGCUGCCACCGUUCCUCCGACGGAAGAGCUGGCUGCAGCGCCGGGCGAGGGCCGCAGGAGUGGAGCCCUCGGCCCUGGGCCCGCAGUUGUACCUGGCCGACCUGGCCCGCGUAUACGGCAACGUCUUCAGCUUUUUCAUCGGCCACUACCUGGUAGUGGUCCUCAGCGACUUCCAAAGCGUGCGCGAGGCGCUGGUGCAACAGGCCGAGAUCUUCAGCGACCGCCCGCGGGUGCCGCUCGUCUCCCUCGUAACCAAGGAGAAGGGGAUUGUAUUUGCACAUUAUGGUCCAGUCUGGAGACAACAGAGGAAGUUCUCUCAUUCAACUCUUCGUCAUUUUGGCUUGGGAAAACUUAGCUUGGAACCCAAGAUUAUUGAGGAGUUUAAAUAUAUAAAAGAGGAAAUGCAGAAGCAUGGAGAAGACCCCUUCAACCCUUUCCCCAUUCUCAACAAUGCUGUCUCUAACAUCAUUUGCUCCCUGUGCUUUGGCCAGCGUUUUGAUUAUACCAAUAGUGAGUUUAAGAAAAUGCUCAAUCUUAUGUCACGAGCAUUAGAAAUCUGUCUUAACACCCAGCUCCUCCUGGUCAACAUAUGCUCCUGGCUUUAUUAUCUUCCCUUUGGACCAUUUAAAGAAUUAAGACAGAUUGAAAAGGAUAUUACCACUUUCCUUAAAAAAAUCAUCAAAGACCAUCGAGAGUCUCUGGAUGUGGAGAAUCCUCAGGAUUUCAUAGACAUGUACCUUCUCCACGUGGACGAGGAGAGAAAAAAUAAUAGCAAUAGUAGCUUUAAUGAAGAUUAUUUAUUUUAUAUCAUUGGGGAUCUCUUCAUUGCUGGAACUGAUACCACAACUAACUCCUUGCUUUGGUGCCUUCUUUAUAUGUCACUGAACCCCGACAUACAAGAAAAGGUUCAGGAAGAAAUUGAAAGGGUCAUUGGUGCUGACAGAGUCCCUUCCCUCACUGACAAGGCCCAGAUGCCCUACACAGAAGCCACCAUCAUGGAGGUGCAGAGGCUGACUGUGGUGGUGCCACUUGCCAUUCCUCAUAUGACCUCAGAGAAAACAGUGCUCCAAGGAUAUACCAUUCCGAAAGGCACAGUGAUAUUACCCAACUUGUGGUCAGUACACAGAGACCCAGCCAUUUGGGAGAAACCGGAUGAUUUCUACCCUAAUCGAUUUCUGGAUGAUCAGGGACAACUUAUUAAAAAAGAAACAUUUAUUCCUUUUGGGAUAGGGAAGCGCGUGUGUAUGGGAGAACAGCUGGCAAAGAUGGAAUUAUUUCUGAUGUUUGUGAGCCUAAUGCAGAGUUUCACAUUUGCUUUACCAAAGGAUUCUAAGAAGCCCAUCCUGACUGGAAGAUAUGGUCUAACUUUAGCCCCACAUCCAUUUAAUAUAAUCAUUUCAAAGAGAUAAAGAACGUGCCCAAGAAGAGAGUGUAAAUACAUCUCCUUCUGACCAGAUCCUUCCUCUGCAGUUGACAGCAGACCCAGCAACGCAGUGGGUCCGGGUCAGGCUCAGAUGAGUGGGAGACCGGAAAGAGGGUGGAGCUUGAUUCUUCAACAGGAUGUGUCUGUCAUUUUAGUAAUGUGCGUCUGUGACUUACGGAAUGGGGACCAAAGUGCUGGAUCAGGAAGAAGAGAUCUGGAGUUUAUGGAGUUUAUUGGAGCUCCCACCAAUGAACAUUGCUUCUCAUCUUUCAGUGCCUCAGUCAUUCUGUGUGUAAAAUGAGGUUAAGAAAAUUCUCCUUCUCUAUGUUUCAGCACUAAAGAAGGGCAAAUACCCCGUAUCUUUUCUUUUCUGACCUCACCAAAACACUGUUAGUUUCUGGAGAACAAAUUCAGAAGUAGAAGGAAGUUCUGCCAGUUUAAGACCUGUGACAACACGAAAGUAGUGUUCAGACUUGAAUACUUUGUCAGAGAAGUAUGUGGGUUUAGGCAAUGAUGAGUUAGAGCUUUUCUCUGAACAGAUCUUAUGUCGGUUUGGUAUAAGGGCUUCUUCUGUUACUGUUAUCUUUUUUGUUUGCGAUGUAGUUUUUACGUUUUGUAGACAUGGACUCAAGUGCCCUUGUCCAGUGUGUAGCGGAAAGGUUAUUGUUUGAAUUUAUAUGUCUACCUUCUUUUUUUUUUUUAAGUUUAUUUUGAGAGAGAGAGGAUGCGUUGCAUGUGCUCGCGUGAGCAGGGGAGGGGCAGAGAGAGAAGAAGAGAGAAUCCCAAGCAGGCAUCAGUGUGCAGCUCGAUCCCGUGAACCUCAAGAUCACGACUUGAGCUGAAAUCAAGAGUUGGGCGCCACCCAGUGCCCCGUACGUCUACCUUCUAUUUCAGCUUUAGAAACUGUGAGCCUGGCUGAAGAGGUGGCUUCAAGGCAGAGCUCCUUUCUGCUCAGCUACUUGCAGAGAUGUAGCUCUGCCUUUUGACUUGAGCCCUGAAUAGUGAGCUUGGGCAUUUUGAUACUGGGAUUCAUCAGGGAAAGAUUCAAACUGUGCUGAACAUCCCUUUUGUGUUCUCUCUUCCACUAGGCUUAAUAUGUCUCAUCUUUGAGUACUCUCAAAGACAAAGAGUCAUUCUUUUUUUUUUUUAACUUUAUUUUUGAGAGAGAGAGAGUGUGUGUACACACGCUCACUAGU
Molecule: messenger RNA, 2925 nt
Organism: Lynx canadensis (Canada lynx)
Lineage: Eukaryota; Metazoa; Chordata; Mammalia; Carnivora; Felidae
Gene: CYP2U1
Product: cytochrome P450 2U1
Exons: 5
Coding region: 81-1715 (544 amino acids)
Biological process (GO): xenobiotic metabolic process
Cellular component (GO): cytoplasm; intracellular membrane-bounded organelle
Molecular function (GO): oxidoreductase activity, acting on paired donors, with incorporation or reduction of molecular oxygen, reduced flavin or flavoprotein as one donor, and incorporation of one atom of oxygen; iron ion binding; heme binding
Source: RefSeq, a predicted model, not a curated record